AGGAUUUGUAUAUUAGUGUGAUCUUUUGAAGCGGGAGUGUGCAUUCUUAUAUUCAAAUUUUUUAUUGUAUAAAAUUUCCUUGUGAACAAAUUAUGGAAAAGAAUCUGUGGAAUACGCUGCAGGAAGUCGAGCAAGUCGAGGUUGCUUUCAAGCAGACCUUGAGAAACAUUACCGAUAUCCAGAAUCGAUACAAAACGGUAUCGGCCUUGAAGAGCAAGGCCUCCAAGCGCCAGGAAUCCUUCGAGGCGGAGAUCCAAGGUGCCAUAACAACAUCCAAUCCUGCCAAGAAAAGAGUGGUCAAGAAGAGCAAGAUCAGCAUGGGAAAGAAGAGACGGGUCAUAAAGAACAAGGCGAUUGUCAGGACGAACCAGAGGAGUCUUCUGCCAAAGUCAAUACCUAAUCUCAGAUCGGAAGCUAUCCUGCAGGUGGAGGAGCCCUAUGUGUGUCUCGAAACAAACUGCGUCUACGAAAUUCACAAGACAACCACUCACCUGGUGGCGCGGAAACCCUAUGGAGCACUCAUCCGGCGACUGUAUCGGUCAGCCAGGCUGAAGAGGCUGUACGAUCAGGAGCAAGAUCAGGAUGAGGAACAGGAGCUGUAUCCAGACUUGGAAUGCUACCACUGCUGCUGCUCAGCGUGUUGCAUAGAGUGCAGAUAAAUUUGUUCGUGAUUGUAUCUAGCAUAUUUUUGGGCUUUCACAAAGCUUCAAAGUUUGUAGCCUGCCUUUUGUGUGAUAAUAAAUUGUACUUGUCCAAAUGAACAG
Molecule: messenger RNA, 764 nt
Organism: Drosophila sechellia
Lineage: Eukaryota; Metazoa; Arthropoda; Insecta; Diptera; Drosophilidae
Exons: 1
Coding region: 93-659 (188 amino acids)
Source: RefSeq, a predicted model, not a curated record